ACCGGACACGACUCGUGAGAAGUUGACCGAAACAUGGAAGUCCCAAAACACUUAGCUAAUUUGAUGUUGUUAAUCCUUGGUUUUAUCGUGGAAACUAAUGCUAUUCCUUACAAGACAGGUAGCACGACACUUGGAUUUGGAUCAGCUAAGAAUGUUUUAAUCUUCGGUAUUGAUGGCCUUGGUGGAGUUCAUUUAAAAAACGUAACAUCCAAAUACCCAGGGCUUCGUUCAUUCUUUGAGAAAGGAAGUUUUACAACUAAAGCAAGAUGUGAAACGCCAACAGUAAGUGCGUCAAACUGGGGCACACUAAUUACUGGUAUGACACCAGCUGAAGCUGGUAUUCAAGCUAAUUACUGGACACCAAAAUAUGCUCGACCUAAAAACAUCACUCAACGAAGUCAUUUUGCACCAAUCUCUGGAGAGGGAGUGCCUGAGAGUAUCUUUGAUGUUAUACGCAAACAGAAAGAUUUAAAGGUCUACAUGGGUUAUACUUGGGAUUGGUUUCAUCAUUUCACAACAAACGAGACCGUUGAUCGCAUGUUCCGAGGAGCACAAGAACCUUACUUUAAUGGCACUAGUGAUUGGUUGAAAUGUGCAUUCAGUUUUGGAUGUAUCAAACAUUCUGAUGAUGCUGUUUAUCAGGCGACUGUCAAGGCGAUCAAGGAGAUGCAACCAAAUGUUAUGUUCCUACAUUUUUCUCGCGUUGAUAAAGCUGGUCAUGAACAUUGCUGGGGAUGCAAAGAAUACUACGAUGAGUUGGAAGUUAUUGAUGGUUACAUUCAAGGAAUUAUUAAUGUAUUGAAUGAAACAAAAACAUCUGAAGGCAAGAGCAUGUUAGAUGAAACAUUAAUGAUGGUCGUCAGUGAUCAUGGUGGAUAUAGAAAAACACACGGAACAUGUAAUGGUCCUAAUAAGGAAUGUUUAAGUUUUACUAUGACUGCUACAAUGAAUGUACCAUUGCUUCUCCAAGGUCCAGGAAUAAGGAUGAAGUAUAACAUGAGUGCCCGCAAGACUUAUGUCGCAAACAGAGAUGUCGUCCAAACUGCGCUCCAUGCGUUAGGGUUGGAGAAAGGUGAAUACAUGACUGGUAGAGUGUUACAUGAAGUAUUCACGGAGUCAAAGAUGGCAGCUGUGAAUAAAGCCAGACGUUUUGUCAGUGGAUUUCAUAUACUCGUCAUAGCCGUUCUGUCGUGUACUCUCUACCUUCUUUAGAAUUUUACCGAAAUUUUAUUGUGCCUCAAUCAAUCUCCUAUUGUGAUAGUGGUUGUCCAUUUUGGGGUUUCCUAGGGUGGAAUCCACAGAACCUCUUGGACUCUAAUGCCAAUUUAUUUAGUAAUUUAAAUUAUAGAAAAACGUUGUAGGGAGCGCCUCACCAUGCACAUCAACGCUUCGUUCUAUUGACUUGCUCAGAUCGUAUAUAAUCAUCAUUUAGACGCUGUAAUUCAUGCCUUAGUAUAGAUUUGUGAU
This is a messenger RNA of Dendronephthya gigantea, 1467 nucleotides long. RefSeq lists its product as uncharacterized. NCBI's taxonomy places the organism in Eukaryota, Metazoa, Cnidaria, Anthozoa, Malacalcyonacea, Nephtheidae. The coding region runs from base 34 to 1212 and encodes 392 amino acids. The transcript has 7 exons. The record is from RefSeq and is a predicted model, not a curated record.